CGCGGGCGAGUCGCGCCUGCGUAGUGCGCGGGAGGCCAUGUUGGCGAGCGGGCCCGAGCGGGGCGCUGCGAGCUGGGCGGCGGCGCGGGGGGAGUGACCGCGGGGCGCGGGGCGGCGGGCGGGGAGCCGGGGCGCCGGCCGAGCGGCGACUGUGACCGGGGCGGGGGGCCGGCGCCCCUGCCCCGCAGCCCCUGAGCGCCCCGGCCCGGCCGGCCCGGGAGGGGGCCCGGCCCGCCAUGAACCCCGGUUUCGACCUGUCCCGCCGGAACCCGCAGGAGGACUUCGAACUCAUCCAGCGCAUCGGCAGCGGCACCUACGGCGACGUAUACAAGGCACGGAAUGUUAACACUGGUGAAUUGGCAGCGAUUAAAGUGAUAAAGCUGGAACCAGGAGAAGACUUUGCAGUUGUGCAGCAAGAGAUCAUCAUGAUGAAGGACUGCAAGCACCCAAACAUCGUCGCUUACUUUGGGAGCUACCUCAGGAGAGAUAAACUUUGGAUUUGCAUGGAGUUUUGUGGAGGUGGUUCUUUACAGGAUAUUUAUCAUGUCACAGGCCCUCUCUCGGAACUGCAGAUCGCGUAUGUUAGCAGAGAAACUCUCCAGGGAUUGUACUACCUGCACAGCAAGGGGAAGAUGCACAGAGACAUCAAGGGGGCUAACAUUCUGCUAACAGACAACGGCCAUGUGAAGCUGGCUGAUUUUGGAGUGUCUGCACAGAUAACAGCAACAAUUGCCAAACGGAAGUCUUUCAUUGGCACGCCAUAUUGGAUGGCUCCAGAAGUUGCAGCUGUCGAGAGGAAAGGGGGCUACAACCAGCUCUGUGAUCUGUGGGCGGUGGGGAUCACUGCCAUCGAGCUUGCCGAGCUUCAGCCGCCCAUGUUUGAUCUGCACCCCAUGAGAGCAUUAUUUCUAAUGACGAAAAGCAAUUUCCAGCCUCCUAAACUAAAGGAUAAGCUGAAGUGGUCAAAUAGUUUUCAUCAUUUUGUGAAAAUGGCACUUACCAAAAAUCCCAAAAAAAGGCCUACUGCUGAAAAGUUACUGCAGCACCCCUUCGUCACCCAACCUCUGACACGGUCUCUGGCGAUUGAGUUGCUGGACAAAGUGAACAACCCAGACCACUCCACCUACCAUGACUUUGAUGAUGACGACCCUGAGCCUCUGGUUGCUGUUCCACACAGAAUCCACUCAACAAGCAGAAAUGUGAGAGAAGAGAAGACUCGCUCGGAGAUAAACUUUGGUCAAGUAAAAUUCGACCCACCCCUAAGGAAGGAGACAGAACCUCACCAUGAACUUCCCGACAGUGAUGGUUUUUUGGACAGUUCAGAAGAAAUAUACUACACUGCAAGAUCUAACCUGGAUCUACAACUUGAAUAUGGACAAGGACACCAAAGUAGUUACUUUUUAGGUGCAAACAAGAACUGUAUUCUGUAUAACGAGUCCCUGGCAAGGAGUCUUCUGAAAUCUGUCGAGGAAGAGUUGCAUCAGCGAGGGCAUGUGGCACACCUGGAGGAUGAGGAAGGGGAUGAUGAAGACUCGAAGCACUCAACCAUGAAAGCAAAAGUGCCACCUCCUUUGCCACCAAAGCCCAAGUCCAUAUUCAUACCACAAGAAACCCAUUCUACUGAGGAUGACAAUCAGGGGACCAUCAAGAGGUGCCCCACGUCAGAGAGCCCAGCCAAACCAUCCCAGGUCCCCCCUCGCCCACCACCUCCCCGGCUGCCUCCCCAGAAGCCCAUCACCAUCACUUUAGGAAAUGGAGUGAACUCCUUCCAGUUAAAUGGCGAAAGAGAUGGUUCAUUAUAUCAGCAACAGAAUGAACACAGAGACACAAACCCAUCAAGGAAAGAAAAAAAAGAUGUACCAAAGCCUAUCAGCAAUGGUCUACCCCCCACGCCCAAAGUGCAUAUGGGUGCAUGCUUUUCAAAGGUCUUCAAUGGCUGCCCCUUGAAAAUUCACUGUGCAACAUCCUGGAUAAACCCAGAUACAAGAGAUCAGUACUUGAUAUUUGGUGCCGAGGAAGGGAUUUACACUUUGAACCUGAAUGAGCUUCAUGAAACAUCAAUGGAACAGCUAUUCCCCCGAAGGUGUACAUGGUUAUAUGUAAUGAACAAUUGCUUAUUAUCAAUAUCUGGUAAAGCAUCUCAGCUUUAUUCCCAUAAUUUACCAGGACUUUUUGAUUAUGCAAGACAAAUGCAAAAGUUACCUGUUUCUAUCCCAGCACACAAACUGCCUGAUAGAAUACUCCCAAGGAAAUUUGCUGUAUCAGCAAAGAUCCCUGAGACCAAGUGGUGUCAGAAGUGCUGUGUCGUGAGGAAUCCCUACACGGGCCACAAGUACCUGUGUGGCGCACUGCAGACCAGCAUAGUGCUGUUGGAGUGGGUGGAGCCCAUGCAGAAAUUCAUGCUCAUUAAGCGCGUGGACUUCCCCAUCCCGUGUCCACUGAGGAUGUUUGAGAUGCUGGUAGUGCCCGAGCAGGAGUACCCACUGGUCUGUGUCGGCGUGGGCAGAGGGAGGGACUUCAACCAGGUGGUGCGAUUCGAGACCAUCAACCCAAACUCUACCUCUUCGUGGUUCACAGAAUCAGACACCCCCCAGGCGAGCGUCACUCACGUAACGCAGCUGGAGAGAGACACCAUCCUCGUGUGCUUGGACUGUUGUAUAAAAAUAGUAAAUCUCCAAGGAAGGUUAAAAUCUAGCAGAAAAUUAUCAUCAGAGCUUACCUUUGACUUCCAGAUUGAAUCAAUAGUUUGUCUACAGGACAGCGUGCUGGCUUUCUGGAAGCAUGGGAUGCAGGGUAGAAGCUUCAGAUCAAACGAGGUAACACAAGAAAUUUCGGAUAGCACAAGAAUUUUCAGACUGCUCGGAUCUGACAGGGUCGUAGUUUUGGAAAGUAGGCCAACGGAUAACCCCACAGCAAAUAGCAACUUAUACAUCCUGGCGGGUCAUGAAAACAGCUACUGAGGCACCUUGUACUUUGCCAGUUAACGUAGAAAGAACGCCGCACUGCGACACUGUCGGGCACAGGAACUGGCUGCAGAGACCUGGCUUCGGCUCCUCGCGAUUUAUUGUGGCAGGAGAUGAGAUGGGGACAUUUUUUGUUUUCAAGUGGUAUGGAUAUAUUUAGCAUAUUGAACCACACAAGUGCUUAAUUCAUCGUUCUGUGAUCUAUGUACAUAUAGGCAGUAUUUUUCCUGUGAGACUUCAUAUUGCUGAAGACAUACACUAAGAGUUCAUGUAGAUAAUGUACUUUCACAAGAUGUACAAGUGUCUUAUCUGUACAGAUGUAAAUGUUGAUGAGAAGAUGCGAUCGGGGUGAAUAUUUUAAGAAUUCUUUAGUCCCUUCUUGGGCGUGGCUCACUUCCAAAAUGGGGAUGCUGGCAGUAAAACCCGUCCCUUUGACACUAUUGUAUUUUUAUGACAUGUAAUUUAGUAAGAUAAAUAUAAAUCUUGUAACUUUUAAAAAUGGUAACGGAGGCUGUAAUCAUUUUAUAAUCUUGUUUUUUAAUUGUGACGCAAGUACACUGGUGUUCAUAUUUGCACAAAGUAUUGAUGUGUGAUAUACCGAGUCACAAAAGGAAGCUGUGACGCCGUCAGCACGUGCUUGGCUCCACAACACCUGUUUUUAAAUGUCUUUGGAUUGUUUUCUACAAGAAACAAGCCAGCUCACCACCUGUUGGAGUAGUUGGUCUUUUUCUACCUAAACAGAAUCCCGUAAGAGUGCUUGUCUGUACUUAAGAGCAAUCCCUUUGAGACACAGUCUUUUGAAUCACAGAACAGCGGUAGCGUGCUGUGGCAGUGCAGUCUCCACCUGCGGUCGGUCAGUAGACCCCAGGACUGAGUGGACACUGAGCAUCACUGAAUCUCGCAGUGAAGGACUCGCACAUUCCGUAGCGAAGCGGUUUCGACUGCUAGUGGAAUUUUUGCUUUGGUUGGCCUUAUAUAAUGAUCAUUUUCAUUUUUCUUCUGAUUUAGAAUAUUAACACUUGGCCAAAAUGAUUUAGUUACUACCUCAUAUAAACAAUAUAAUGGUCACUACAAGUCACAGGAACUUAGUUUUGGUUAAAGUUGUUUUUGAUUGCUUUUUUCCAACAGGAUAUGGACAUGCCAAGUUUUAGUGAAAUGCACACUUUGGGCUCCUUUUAUUGGCAGAUGUUCUUUAUAUUUUAAUGUAAGUAUAUACACUAAGAACAAACUAAAUUGUGAUUCGUGGUCUUCAUUUAUUUUACUUGAUAAUGCUUUUAAAUAUAUUUUGUUGUACAUAGUGUAAAAUAAACAUGUUUUGUAACA
Messenger RNA from Erinaceus europaeus (western European hedgehog), 4286 nucleotides. It is a transcript of the gene MAP4K3, whose product is annotated as mitogen-activated protein kinase kinase kinase kinase 3. Bases 237 to 2960 code for a protein of 907 amino acids. Gene Ontology annotation, molecular function: MAP kinase kinase kinase kinase activity; ATP binding. The record is from RefSeq and is a predicted model, not a curated record. Gene Ontology annotation, biological process: protein phosphorylation. NCBI's taxonomy places the organism in Eukaryota, Metazoa, Chordata, Mammalia, Eulipotyphla, Erinaceidae. The transcript has 35 exons.